Anas platyrhynchos (mallard) is the source of this 12197-nucleotide messenger RNA. It is a transcript of the gene LRRC7, whose product is annotated as leucine rich repeat containing 7. Gene Ontology annotation, cellular component: axon initial segment; basolateral plasma membrane; postsynaptic density. The record is from RefSeq and is a predicted model, not a curated record. Lineage: Eukaryota; Metazoa; Chordata; Aves; Anseriformes; Anatidae. Gene Ontology annotation, biological process: receptor clustering; embryo development; cell-cell adhesion. Gene Ontology annotation, molecular function: protein kinase binding.
CCCAUGGCUACCGCGCUCCCCGCAGCACCCACGCACCCCGGGCUGCAGCCCCCGGCACCCGGCUGCGUCCCCGUGGGGUGCCCCGAGGCGAGCCCGAGUGAGCAGCCCCCGGCCCCAGAGGGGUCAAAGCGCUGCCGGGAGCCCCGUGGUCCAUCCGUACGGCAAACCCCACCACACAGAGUGGGGGGAGCAGGACCGGGACGCCACUGGCACGGAGACAAAGCAAUCAGAGGAACGCAUUAAAGCUGCAAAUAAACGGCCAAACGCAGGAAACCAAGACAGCAUUUUCCUUUGUUCUUCACUUUUUAAUGUUAUGUUUAAAUCAAGCAUGAGCUCGGUGUCUACUCGGUUUUACCUUUAUAACGGUAAUUAACAGAGACUGGAGAUCUCGGGGGUGUUGUCGGCUGCUUAUUUCUGUUCGCUGGCUCAUGUUAAGAUCUGUCACGCACUCCCGGCGGAGGGCAGGAGACACGGCACCAGCUUUCGCAGCGCUCCCCGCAUCGCCGUGCGUCCCGCGAACCGUUCCAGGCUGCUCUCACCCUGCACUGCCCCUGGGACCCUCGGCUGCCCAGCACCGACACCAAGGAGCUGCCUGAGCGAGGUGUGGACAGGGCUGAUGCCGGCAGGGAAGGGAUGAGCCUUCUGCCCACGGAACUCACCACGUGAAAACUGUUGUGAAUCAAAAUGGUCACUACCUAGAAGUUACAAGAAGUUACGCAGCUACAAGAAUAAAUAGCAAUGCCCUGCUUGGAGAUGACAACCAAAAGGAAAAUUAUUGGCCGCUUGGUGCCAUGCCGGUGUUUUCGCGGUGAAGAGGAGAUUGUUUCAGUGUUGGAUUACUCUCACUGUGGCUUACAGCAGGUGCCAAAGGAGGUUUUUAACUUUGAACGGACGUUAGAGGAGCUUUAUCUAGAUGCCAAUCAAAUUGAAGAGCUACCCAAGCAACUGUUCAACUGUCAAGCUUUACGCAAACUGAGUAUACCUGACAAUGACCUUUCCAGUCUGCCAACCACUAUUGCUAGCUUAGUUAAUCUCAGAGAACUUGAUAUCAGUAAAAAUGGAAUUCAAGACUUUCCAGAAAAUAUUAAAUGUUGUAAGUGUUUAACAAUUAUUGAAGCCAGUGUCAAUCCAGUAUCUAAGCUGCCAGAUGGCUUUACACAACUUCUAAAUUUGACCCAGCUCUAUCUAAAUGAUGCCUUUUUGGAGUUUCUUCCUGCUAACUUUGGAAGACUUGUCAAAUUGAGAAUUUUGGAGUUAAGGGAGAAUCAUUUGAAAACUCUACCAAAGUCAAUGCAUAAACUGACUCAACUGGAGAGACUUGAUCUGGGCAAUAAUGAAUUCUCUGAGCUGCCUGAGGUUCUCGAACAAAUACAAAAUCUAAAGGAAUUGUGGAUGGACAAUAAUUCCUUGCAAAUACUACCUGGGUCUAUAGGGAAGUUAAAACAGCUCGUGUACCUGGAUAUGUCAAAAAACAGGAUAGAAACUGUUGAUUUGGACAUAUCAGGAUGUGAAGGACUUGAAGAUCUCCUGUUGUCAUCAAAUAUGUUGCAGCAACUGCCAGACUCCAUAGGACUGUUGAAAAGGCUGACAACUUUAAAAGUAGACGACAAUCAGCUUACAAUUCUGCCAAAUGCAAUUGGAAAUUUAUCUUUAUUAGAAGAAUUUGACUGCAGCUGUAAUGAGUUGGAGUCCUUACCUUCAACAAUCGGUUACCUUCACAACCUGAGGACGUUGGCUGUGGAUGAGAAUUUCCUUCCUGAACUACCCAGAGAAAUUGGAAGCUGUAAAAACGUAACGGUGAUGUCUCUGCGCUCCAACAAGCUGGAAUUUCUUCCUGAUGAAAUAGGUCAGAUGCAGAAGCUAAGAGUGUUAAAUCUGAGUGAUAACAGACUGAAGAACUUACCAUUCACUUUUACUAAACUUAAAGAACUUGCAGCUUUGUGGCUUUCUGACAACCAGUCCAAGGCUCUCAUUCCACUGCAAACGGAGGCGCACCCAGAAACAAAGCAGAGAGUGCUGACUAACUACAUGUUUCCCCAGCAACCCCGCAGUGAUGAAGAUUUCCAGUCAGACAGUGAUAGUUUUAAUCCUACUUUAUGGGAGGAGCAGAGACAGCAACGUAUGACUGUUGCCUUCGAAUUCGAAGACAAAAAGGAAGAGGAGGAAAAUGCAGGGAAAGUUAAGGUUGAAAUAAAUCUAAAACGUUAUCCCACUCCAUACCCGGAGGAUUUAAAGAAUAUGGUAAAAUCAGUUCAAAAUCUGGUGGGCAAAACAAGCCAUGGAGUACGGCCUGAGAACACAGCACCAACUGCGAACAGUGAACAAACUGUGAAAGAAAAGUAUGAGCACAAGUGGCCCAUGGCACCAAAGGAGAUUUCAGUGGAGGAUGCCUUUGGACAUCCUGCCAGUGAGAUGAGGAUAGGUGAACUUCGUCCUUCCAUACCAGAGACUCCGUUGUACCCACCCAAGCUUGUUCUUCUGGGUAAAGAGAAGAAAGAGUCGACAGAUGAGUCUGAAGCAGAUAAGAUCCAUUGUCUGAAUAACAGCGUUUCCUCAGGCACUUACUCAGACUAUUCCCCUUCCCAGGCUUCCUCAGGGUCCUCCAAUGCGCAUGUUAAAAUGGGGUCCUUGCAGACAACAGCUAAAGAUGCAGUGAAUAACUCUUUGUGGGGAAACAGCAGGCUGGUGCAGUCAUUCCCACAGCCCCUUGAAACAAAGCCAUUACUGAGCCAGCGGGAAUCUGCUCCGGCAGGAAACCUGCCACAGCGCAACGACAGGCGUCCCCUGAGCGACACCUUCACCGACAGCUGGAAUGAUAGCUCGCACUACGAUAACACCGGCUUCGUUGCAGAGGAGAGCACGGUGGAGAACCCGAGCGCUAACCCUCUCCUAAGCACGAAAUCUAGAAGCACAUCUGCGCACGGGCGCAGGCCGUUAAUCAGACAAGACAGGAUAGUUGGCAUUCCUCUGGAGCUGGAGCAGCCGACGCUCAGAAACACACACGAAUCUGAAGUGCCUCCUCCCAAUCCUUGGCAAAAUUGGACCAGAACCCCUAGUCCUUUUGAAGACAGGACAGCUUUUCCUUCCAAACUGGAAAACACCCCCACCACCAGCCCUUUGCCUGAGCGGAAAGAUCAUAUCAAAGAGUCUCCUGAAUUAUCUAGCACUUUCACUCCAGGAAUAGCAUGGGAAUAUCACGAUUCAAAUGCUAACAGAAGUCUCACAAAUGUCUUUUCACAUAUUCACUGUCGCCCAGACCCUUCUAAAAGUGUUAUUUCGAUCAGCAAGAGCACAGAAAGGCUGUCUCCAAUGAUGAGGGAUUUAAAAACUAACAAAUUUAAGAAGUCACAGAGUAUCGAUGAGAUAGACAUUGGAACGUACAAAGUUUAUAAUAUACCUUUAGAAAACUAUGCAUCUGGUAAUGAUACUGUAGGAGCCCACGAGAGGGUGGACAAGCUCCUGGGCCCGGAGCACGGCAUGCUGAGCAUGUCCCGCAGCCAGUCGGUCCCCAUGCUGGAUGACGAGCUGCUGACCUACGGCAGCGUCAAGGUGCAGCCACAGCAGAAGUCGUCCGUGACAAAGAAGGUCUACCAGUUUGACCAAAGCUUCAACCCGCAGGGAGCAGUGGAGGUCACAGCCGAGAAGAGGUUACCACCACCUUUCCAGCUCAACCCCGAGUACAUUCCCCAGCAGAGUAAAAAUCUGCCCCAGGAGCUGGUCAGCCCGAGGGCAUACCGCGGCUACCCCCCUGUGGAGCACAUGUUCUCCUUCUCCCAGCCGUCGGUCAACGAGGAGGCCGUCAGUGCCCCCUUCGUGAGCCAGGGCUCUCGGCCGGGCUUCUUGAGGAGGGCGGAUUCGUUGGCCAGUUCCACCGAGAUGUCUAUGUUCAGGAGGGUCAGUGAGCCCCAUGAGCUGCCCCCAGGCGAUAGGUAUGGCAGGCCUCCGUACCGAGGAGCUGUGGAGCGCCAAAGCAGCAUCUCGGUCUCCGAGUCUCAGUUCCUCAAGAGGAACGGCAGGUACGAAGACGAGCAUCCUUCCUACCAAGAAGUGAAAGCCCAGACUGGCAGCUUUCCUGUUAAAAACCUUACACAAAGGAGGCCGUUGUCUGCAAGAAGCUACAGUACAGAGAGUUACGGUACCUCUCAAACCAGGCCAGUUUCAGCGAGGCCUACAAUGGCAGCUCUGCUGGAAAAGAUACCGUCAGACUAUAACUUGGGUAACUAUGGCGACAAGCCUUCCGAUAACAGUGAUAUAAAGACAAGGCCUACCCCUGUGAAGGGAAAUGAGAGCUGUGCUAAAAUGCCUGCUGACUGGAGACAACAGCUACUUAGACAUAUAGAAGCUAGAAGGUUAGACAGGACCGCUGCUUACAAACACAACACAGUUAGCCUUGGCAUGCUGCACUCUGGAGGGUUUUCAGCAAUGCAUGCCGGCAGAAGCAUGACUUUAAACUUGCAGACUAAAUCUAAAUUUGAAAACCAAAUGCUUCAAGAGCUACCUCUACCGAAAACCCCAUCGCAGCAGAGCAGCAUCCUGGACAACGGGCAGGACGAGGUGCCUGUGAGUGGCCAGUGGAACCCCUACCCGCUGGGGCGGCGGGACGUGCCCCCCGACACCGUCACCAAGAAGGCAGGUAGCCACAUCCAGACCUUAAUGGGAUCGCAAAGCCUGCAGCACCGGAGCCGCGAGCAGCAGUACGAAGGAAACAUGAACAAGGUGACCAUCCAACAGUUCCAGCCACCACUGCCUAUCCAGAUCCCCUCCUCGCAGAGCUCCCGAGCACCUCAGACGGGGCGGUGUCUCAUCCAGACCAAGGGGCAGAGAAGUACGGACGCCUACCAGGAGCAGUUUUGUGUGAGAAUAGAGAAGAAUCCUGGCCUUGGUUUUAGUAUCAGUGGUGGAAUAAGUGGACAAGGCAAUCCAUUCAAACCUUCUGAUAAGGGUAUCUUUGUUACUAGGGUUCAGCCUGACGGACCAGCAUCCAGCCUGCUCCAGCCUGGCGACAAGAUCCUCCAGGCAAAUGGACACAGUUUUGUACAUAUGGAACAUGAGAAAGCUGUAUUACUACUGAAGAGUUUCCAGAAUACAGUAGACCUAGUUAUUCAACGUGAGCUUACUGUCUAAAUAUUUUUUUAUAAAUAGUAAAUAUGUCUAGCCAGAUCUAAUGUUCAAACAGAUUUAUACAUAGGAAACAAAUUUUUGCCAAUUGCUGGACCAAUGGCAAACAGUAGUGCCAAAUGUAUAAUACUCUAUGUUAGUACCGAUCAUCUUGAAAAAAAUAUAUUAACUAUAUAAAUAUAUUGUUCAUGUGGCUAUGUAUUAGUUUUAAUUGUCAGCCUCUGGCUGUGCAUUGGUGCGUUUUUUUAAUCAAGUUACUUCUUAAAGUCAAUUUCAUAUGAUUUCAAAACACAGAAGCACAUACAAAUUCUUUAGGAAUUCUGCUGUCCAUCAGAAACACUGCCUCAAAGUUGUAUAUGCCUUUAUAAAGAUAAAAUAUAUUAACCUGUACUUCCCAUGAAAUAUUUCUAUCAUGUCACAUACAAAAAUAUAGAGAAAAAAUAUUUUCAUAAACACCUCAAAGAAAGUAUAUAUUAAAUUAAAUUUAAUAAUGUUCAUUUAUUUUCAAUGCAAAGAUAUUAUAUGCCUUAUGAAAAUACCUGUACAUAUGCAGUGUGUAUAGCUGGCUCCAUACUAAUUAGUAAAAAUGUCACUAUACAGGGUGAGAUACUUAAUAAAUGAUACUGUCAACUCUGGGACCUAGAUAUAAAUAACCUACAUGGAGAUUGGUUAACUUCCUUUUCUUUGGCACUUUCAGUCGAUUCCAUGUGAACACACUAAAUGGACGAACAGUGAGGUUAGACAGAUACGCUCCAUAAAUGGAAGACGUUUAUGAUGGGUGGCAGUAAAACUUCUUUUGUUGCUGCUAAUUUUAUUAUUUUAACUUUUGGAUUUAAAACUGUAGGCCCCUUCCUUGCAUUGCCCAUUCCCCCAGUCUUUGGUGUUCUGUAUUCUUGCUCUGGUGCAGGCUGUUAUCCCCUUCUCGAUAUGUUCAUUAUCAGUAAGGCUUUAACCUUUAUACAACCCUUUGUUUGUGUAACAGUCUCUUUAAAACGAGUGGGGAUAGAUUUAAUCUGAGAUAUGACAUAUCACAGGGGGAGCAGAAGAACGGCGCUGAGAGAGCAUGGGAAGAGCUUUCCCACUGAAGCACUCAGUGUGAAACCCUUAAGGUAAAAAUCCUCGCGCUGUUCUCGGCAGAGCGUACCGGCAGCACAGAACUCUGCAAACCUGCUGCUGGUUCAGUAAUUCAGGCCUACAUCAUGGGCGUAACUGACAGCAAGAAGGCGAAACAGAAGGAAACCUCCCACGAGGUGUUUCCGAGGGGUGCUGUUGCCAUCGGCCUGGCAGCGGUGGUGGUGGUGGGCUGCAGGGAGAGCCGCAGCGCGGGCAGGGGGCUGCAGCCGGGCCCUGGUCAGGGGCACGGUGCUACAGCUCACGGGCAUGGCAAAGGCCGUGUCACUUUGCUGCUUACAAGAGCCUCUAGAAAUUCUCAAACCUUUCUUCUUGUCCCGUAAGCAAGCGCACAAUGAGGUAAUUACACUUCGAAUUAAAUUAACAUGACUUCCAGAGACAACAGAGCCCUUACGUCUACUGCCCUGCCUGCUGUAUGGACCCAGUCGUCCUGCUGUAGAGGUAUAAAUGCAUUUUAUAAAUUUUGCAGGUCUUAUUUAUAGUAAGUGGAAGGACUGGAGCUAUCAAAGGUGCUGGCAGCAUUCCUGAUGUGUCCCUGCUGUUACUGAGACACCCCAGUGCUCAGCACUGCUGCGCGUGCUGCUGGGUGUGCUGGGGGCUUACAUCAAGUCCCUAAAACCCAACGAGUUCAGGAAGAGCAGUCUGCUGAGGUUAUUACAUGCACAGCAAUCACUUUGGCUGUGGGUGUUGGGAGAGGAACUGGGUAGAGAGAGGGACAGCCAGGCCAGGACCCCAAAUCCUUGCUCUACGCAGUUAUCAUCUCUGUGCAUUCACAUCUGGCUGCUCUUAGAAACUGCCGACACAGCGAGGGGACCUGGGGCCUCAUCCCAUCCAUCAGCCACAAAGGAAAAUGCAUAAUCAGCCCCUCCUUCCCCCCAGCCUGGCCAUAACUGUCAAAGCAAGGUUUCCAAAUGAAUUUGGGCUUCCCAAAGCUGGUGCAGUCAUUCUUUGCCUCUCUCUGGAAGCAACUGGGCCUUCAAAAAAAAAGAAAAAAAGACUUGUUACAUUUGGGAAGGAAAGGGUGGUAUAAAAACCGCCUACUGCACAUGGGAAAGGAGAGAGAAGUACCCCAUACAUAAUCGGUAGGCAUAGGAACUAUCCUCUAACGUUAUGAAGCAGCAGGAUUUUUAUUGUGUUUGCACUCUUUUUCCUUUUUUUUUUACCUCUGUGGCAGUCGAUUGCAAAGCAUGGUCAGGGCAGCCCCCGGCACUGUGCAGGAGAAACACAGCCCACAGCCCUCACCUCAGCUCCCCACAGGAAUUUGUUUAGCAGUGUAAGUUCCCUGUCCUAUGGUCGUUGACACCUCCCCCUUUCUCUUUAAUCAAUAGGAGUGAUUAGGUUUAUUAAUAUAAACAUUAAUGAGCCAUAAAUUCCAAGCUGACUGAGCAGGUUCCCACACAAUACGAGUUUUUACUUACCACAUGCAAGCGUUCACACUGCAAGAGCUUCUGCACCACCUGAGUGGCAGCACACCAGCAGGUACCCCAGUGAGCCAUAGUAAUGCUAAUCCUAAAAUGUGCUAUUUGAAUACAUGAUUUGAUUAUGUCUAGAAAAUAAAUUUAAAUAAUGAAUUCUUUUCAGUAAAUUAAAACCUCGAUGCUACCAGCCGAAGCUGCUUGCUGAAUUCAUGUGAUUUGGGUUUGGAUUGUUAUUUACCCCAUUUUUUCAGCUUCCAGUUUUUUAGUCUCAUAAUGCCCCCUCAAACCACAGAGGCUGUGGCAGAACGCAUCUAAAACUUUCCUAACAUGCAUGGCAUGUCAGAGGCCAACAUUGCCGUACUUAAGCCCAUUGCCCUUUAGAGAAGUAAGGAUUUUCUCAUCAUAUGCUCAGAAAAUUGCAGACACCUACAUCGUUUGUCGUUAAUUAUACUGAAUGGGAACUAGGGACAUUAAUAGGUACUUAUGCACCCAGCUCCUCUUUGGAGCUACUUUUGUCUUUUCAUGCAAAAAAUAUCACUUAAGAACAUGAGCACGCGUGCACACGGAGGUGCAGUGAACGUCUGCACAUCUGCUGCUCCAUGCCCGGGGGCAGUCCAUGAUAGCACAGCUCCCUAGCGCAGAAAUUUUCCCCAUGACUUCUCCUUCCAGCAGGAAAACGGAGUAAAUUACUGCCGCAGCUUUGAAUCCUGCUGUACCGCUGCCUGCUGCCAUGGUGCAGGACUCGGUGCACACCCACCCAGUGCGUCCCCGCACACAGCUCCAAGGCAGAGAUCUGCAGCUCCAGGAACAUGCUGGGGAGCUGCGGGUCUCAGAAGGGUGACAGGGGGCCCAUCCUGACACCUAAUCCCAAGAUAACAUGCAGAUGAAAAAUGGGAAAGCGAGAAAGGCAGAAGCAGUCUUCAGUGUUUGUUAAUUCUGCGUUUUGUGCUCAGCUGGGUUUCUGCGUGCUGAGUUUCGGAGAGCUGAGGCGCAGUGGCACAAUCGGCCAGGGCUGUGUGCAGAACUGGAGUUCAAGAUUGCUGAGUGCUUUCAUUAAUGGAUUAUAAUGAAAACGAAAUUGCAAUAAAAUUGAAUUAGUGCAAUGGAAUGCCAAAUUAACUUAUCCAAAACUCCUGCUGACUCUAGAAGGGGGAUGGCGGUGAAUUUGGCCUCCCAGAUGAAACAUAACAGCAGUGAACCUUUAACACCAACCCCCAUUGUCCAAAAUCACCAAAUAUUUCCUUUUUGGCAUUAUUUUUAUUCAAAUUUGUAGAAAUGAUGUUUAGAUAGGACUAAUGCUAUGAGCGACUAAACUGAUUCAGUGAGCCCGAUUAGGAUUUGUACAUUAAUCCUUCGAAAUAACGUGCACUUUUUGUCUGUCCUGGAGUCCCCAGCAGCCUCACGUGCAUGGUCGUGUACAGCCCGGUGUGCAGGUGGGGAACCCGGCUAUGUGCAUGCCGUGCACAUAGGUACGAUAUAUGUGAUAUAUAUAUACUGUUUAUAUAUAUUUUUUAAACUAAAUGUGGUUAUAUGGCAAGUGCUGGUGGUAGGUGACAGUUUACCCAGAGGCGAGUUCCGUGUGUGGGUUAAGUUUCAUGUGUGUGAAGGGAUUUUGAUGGAGGCAAGCAGGCUGGGAACUGCAGAUGGUUUCCUUCCUUCGGGCUGUGCAGCACUCCCAAGCACCCCAUAUGUUCUCCCACAGUAGCUACACCGGCACUCACACGCUCUGUUUUUCUGAAGCUACUCAUGGCCAUGCUAAUACUGACUGAAACACGCUGGGUUAGAAACACCACUGAAGGUCUGGCGUGCUGCUGGCAGCUCUCCCCGGCAGGGCUGCCCCCAGUAGCUUUCAGCUGUGAUGUUCCCAUGGCAAUGGCCCCGCUCGCGGUGAGCACGCAGCUCUGCUUUUCUGGAUUUCCCAUGCAAUAAACAACAAAUCAUCCUCAGGGAAGGGCUAGAUUGGAAAGGGACGCCUGCGCUGUAAUUCCCUCAGCCUCCUUUUGCAGCAGGUUCUGGGGAGCUCGGUGGUCGCAGUCUGGGCUCACGCUGCCAGCAGUGCCCCGUCCCCCAUGGCAGUGCCCCGUGGGCUGCUGUUAAGAAAAAAAUGAAGGGGGGGAAAAAAAAAAGAAAAAAAAAAAAAGUUGCUCCCCAAAUGCUUUUCUUAUUUUGAGCAACAUUUUAAGAGAAAACCCCAGGAAGCCCUGUGCAGACCCUUCAGUCCGGAUAAUUCAUUCCUUUUCCAUUCACAGUUUGCAGUUUUUUUCAGGGUGUUGGUGAGCUGUGAUAUUUAAAGGCUAGUCGUUCGUAAUAGCUAUCUUCAAAUCAGUGUUGGUGUUUUCCAAGCUGUAUUUUAACGUGUCCCUGUCUGCGCCUACGUUCUGUGGACCUCCAUCAGACACGGCGCUGUUGUGGGGUGGCCUUUUUCUGAGCAGUUGAAAGACCCGGGAAACAUUGCUCUAAUAGCCAUACGUUUAGUUAUAGAUUAAUAUCAAAAGAGUCAAAUCCGUGAUGUUGGAGAACACCAUUAAUCUUCAUGGCCCAAAAGUUCAACUAAAAAUGCAGUACAAAGUGUUUCUGAGAUUGGUUUGCUAUUGUUAGUGAGCACUUAAAAUGUAAAGACUCUCCUUGGUUAAACCUCUCUGGCUUGUAAUAUAGCAUUGAAUUUCCUUAUGCAAAGAAAAGCCCGCGCAUCCAUAGCUCUGUGUACAUAUGUAUAUAUCUGACAGGGGUAUAUGCAACAGGAAAUGCAAAGACAGGAGGAAAUGACAAACCACGCGCUCCAACCUGCCCACAUGCAGGAUCUGCUCUCAGACACGGGGAUUGAGACCAGGCUGGCUGCUGGCUCCUGGGGAAAUGACUGGCAGCAGGACGAGGUUGGGGUUUGUGCUGCCCAGCCUCUCAGAUGAAAGUGAAGCUCACAAGCACCCGGGGAUCUGUUUCACUGUGGUCUAACCCCUAACAGCCAGGCAGGACACAUAGGACUGAAAGAAAACACAAGGAUCAAUUUGCCCAAAUUUGUAAACAAGCACAGGAGAUUACAAACCUCAGCUGUGGGCUGCAGAUCUGCUACCUACCUUUGCAGAAUUUACCUUUGGGAUUUCCAGUUCAGAAUAAAAUGCUGUCUAAAGCUUGAGCUCCUUACCCAGGGGCUAUUGCCACCCUCACCAUCCCGCCUCAGCGCUCUUCUCCCAGUUCUUCUGCCUUCAAAAUUCUCAUUUUCACAAGGGCACAAAGACUUCCCAUUUUAUUUUCAGCCAGUCAGGUUUAAGGACUUAUUUCACUUGUCAGUCUUGCUAGUAUGAGUGGAAUACAAAGUGAUGAUACAACUUUCAGGCCAGUAGUUUGGAUAGGAUAUGAACUAAUUGGUGGUUUGGUUUUGUUUCGAACAACUUUGGUUCGGGUACGUUUGAUGGCUGGCGUUAGCCACGCGUGCAGCACAGCAGUGACACCAGAGGCCAGGCAAGGAAACCCGCGCUCCUCCCCAGCGGCGUGAGCCUGGGGCGGCCAACGUGAAUUUUCGUUGCAAAAGCAAAUUUCAAAUUACAGUAUUUAAUAGUCAUAAACUUAAAAUAGUUUUGUUCAAACAAACAAACAAAAAAAGCCUUUGCCAAUCCUCUUUGCUUGAGAAUCCAAGCAAAUACUCCAGCAGUGAACGACAUCUUUGCGUUGUAUGCUGAAUUUACACGGCCCUCGUGAGGCUUUUCCUGCAGCACCACCAACCGAGCCACAGCCCUGCAGCACAAGAGGCUUCAUCUUUGUAAAUUGGGGCCUUCUUUGUCUCUUUGCUAGCAUAUGUGGCUUUGCCCUGAAACCCUGGUCAGAACAAACACUUAUCAGUUAAGUUUUCUACUUGUGAGUACUGUAUCCAGUUCAAAACCAACAGCUUACUUUAUUAAAAAUUUUACCAUUUUAUAAAAGACAUGUUUAAUUAUGAUGGAGAUGGCUGUAUUGUAAUUAAUAUUUUGAGAUAAUUGUGAUUUUGAGCUUAAAUUAUAUACAGAAAAUGGUCAUUUUUGUAUGUGUUAAAAGAUUGCUAUAUUACAAAUGACUAACUGUACUUUUCAGUUUAAUUACAGUAUUAAUGUAAAUAAAGCUGAAUGAAAAAUAUUUACUACUUUAUUAACAUAGAUUGUGAAUGUACUUAAUGUUUUUUGCAGUAUAAAGACUUAACUGAACUUGAAAGCUGCUUCAUUUUAUGUGCAAAAAGGUACUUCAAAAUUAUAUUUUAAAUCUAUUGAUUCAGUGCAAUCAAUUAUAUUGUCGGUUAAUUUGCACAUGCAGGUUGUAUCCUUCCAGUUUUAUUUCAUGUAUGACACUUAUCCGUAAGGUGCAUAUUGUGUUUAGAAUGCAUUUUGCAGAUGCUUCUGUACAUAAAACAAAUACAGGGACUAAAACAAUGCUGUGCAGUGUAUAGCAGAGCCAUUUUUCGGCUUUGGUGUACCCAACUUUUUCAGUAUUUAAAAAAGUGUUUUGAAUAACAUUAAAAAGUCUCUUUAUUGUAUAAAUAAUAAAAAUGUCACCUUAUUGUAA